AUGGACGGCCAGGAAGCCCGCCAGUGGGGCAUCACGAGGGCUAUUUCCAAUGCACAGCCCACUGAGGCCGACCUCAAGCUCAACGAUGCGCUAGUCGAGGCAUUGAAGCGCGAGAACAACUUCGAGACGGCUGAAGGCACCGAGAAGCGAAAGAAAGUCCUCGCACACUUGCAGAAGGUCACUGAGGAGUUCGUGCGCCGGGUAUGCAAGAUGAAGAAGCUUCCCCCGUCCACCGUCGAGAGCGCUGGCGGGAAGGUCUUCACCUUUGGCAGCUAUGCCCUCGGCGUAAACGGUCCAUCAUCCGAUAUCGAUACCCUUGUUGUUGCGCCGAAGCACGUAUUCCGCGAUGACUUCUUCGACCACUUUCCGCCGACGUUCCGAGAAAUGUCUGCCGUCGCAGACAUCACCGAGCUGAAUCCCGUGCGAGAGGCAUUCGUCCCCAUCAUCAAGAUGGAAUACCGCGGCGUCAGCAUAGACUUGCUCUUCGCGUCUCUCCCGUCGCUGUCGCGCGUUGGUAGCGACCUGGAACUCACCGACCUGCAGCUGCUGCGCGGUCUCGAUGACAUAGCGAUGCGCAGCGUAAAUGGCACCCGCGUUACCAAGGAGCUUCUCGACAAUGUGCCGCAGCCCAAGGCCUUCAGGCACGCGCUGCGAGCGGUCAAACUCUGGUCAAACCAGCGCGCCAUCUACGGAGCGGUAUUCGGCUUUCCCGGCGGCAUAGCGUGGGCUAUCAUGGUUGCCCGCAUCUGCCAGCUCUAUCCCUUCGCUUGCGGUGCGACCAUACUAGCUAAAUUCUUCGGCUUGAUGCUGAAGUGGCAGUGGCCGCGGCCCAUCAUGCUGAAGGACGUCGAGCCCGGUUCUUUGAAUCUCAAAGUCUGGAACCCUCAACUAUACGGCGCCGACCGAGCCCAUAUCAUGCCUGUCCUCACCCCCGCCUACCCGUCCAUGUGCUCCACUCACACCGUCAUGCCCUCAACCAUGAGAAUCAUGAUGGCCGAGCUCGACCGGGCGGCUGGCAUUUUGGACCAGAUUCAAGCCGGGACUAAGAGCUGGAAAGACCUGUUCCAGCGACACACGUUCUUCACCCAUGACCAUAAGUACUACCUCAGUGUCGUUGCGACAGCCUACUCGAAAGAGGCACACGAGAUUUGGUCCGGCCUGGUGCAGUCCAAGGUCCGGUUGCUAGUCAAAGGCAUCGACGAUGGUGCUGCUGGCGUAGAGCUGGCCCGUCCGUAUGUGAAAGCGUUCGAGCGCGUCCAUCGCUGCGCGAACGAGGAACAGAUCGACGAGGUCAAGCAGGGCAACGUGAAGUAUCAGAUCAAGGAGGACGAAGUUCCCGCGGCAGGCGCUAAAGCGUCCAACGGUGAUGCGCCCAAGAUUAUCUACACGACCACAUUUUACAUUGGUCUGACGUUGCCUGAAGCCGGAACCAAAUCACUGGAUAUUUCGUACCCGGUAUCCGAGUUCAAACGCUACAUCGCAAUGUCAGAGUCUUACAGGGAAGAAGACAUGUUUGUUCGUAUCGUCCACACCCGCAACCACCAACUUCCCGACGACGUCUUCCUCGCUGGCGAGACCAAACCGACCAAAUCCGUCAAGGAGAAGAAGAAGAAAGCGAGCGGCAGCAGGAGCGCCAAGCGGCAAUUCGCCGAGACGGGGCUGGAAGUGCGUAACACACGACUCACGAAAUCUCCGAGGGCGUCCUAA
Trematosphaeria pertusa is the source of this 1707-nucleotide messenger RNA. Its product is annotated as Poly(A) polymeras-like protein. Gene Ontology annotation, molecular function: poly(A) RNA polymerase activity; RNA binding. Lineage: Eukaryota; Fungi; Ascomycota; Dothideomycetes; Pleosporales; Trematosphaeriaceae. The transcript has 6 exons. Gene Ontology annotation, cellular component: nucleus. The record is from RefSeq and is a predicted model, not a curated record. The coding region runs from base 1 to 1707 and encodes 568 amino acids.